GCGUGUUGGGAGAAACACCCAGAGAGGACAAACAAAAGCACAACCGAGGGUGCUUGCAACCAUGAGCGGCUCGCACUAUUUGCCAGAGCUGCGGCUGCCGCUGCCGCUCUGCCCGCGGACCAUGUCGUGAGGUGUGGCUCGGAAACGCUCCGGGAAACCUGUCAGCCGAAACGACUCGCCGAGGAGGAGUAGGAGUAGGAGGAGGAGGGGUGGUGGUGGAAAAGAUGUCCGCCUCGGUGGGGCCCCAGGGUGGCCCUCGCCCACCCACCACGACGCCAUCCAUGCCGGAUCUGCCGGACCUCAGCCAUCUCACCGAGGAGGAGAGGAAGAUCAUCAUGGCAGUGAUGGCUCGGCAAAAGGAGGAAGAGGAUAAAGAAGAAGCCAUGCUAAAAACGCUGCACCAGCAGUUUGAGAGCUACAAACAGGAGGUGCGUCGCAUCGGGGCGGAUACGCAGCGCCAGCAGACCCAGCUGAAGGAUGACGCGCCCACCUGCGGUAUCUGCCGCAAGACCAAGUUCGCCGACGGCUGCGGCCACCUCUGCUCCUACUGCCAGACCAAAUUCUGCGCUCGCUGUGGAGGGCGGGUCUCUCUGCGCUCCAACAAUGAGGACAAAGUGUGUCUCAUAGUGAAGGACAGGGUAAUGUGGGUAUGCAACCUGUGCCGUAAACAGCAGGAGAUUCUCACCAAAUCAGGAGAAUGGUUUUCGGGGUCAGGGGUGCGGCCUGGGAGCCUGGGCACCUCCUUGGACAACCCAACCACUGGAGGUGAGGCCCAACGGGACAGGAAGCUACUCCGCUCCAGGUCCCAAGCCCCGCCCUCCAGCACCAUACAAAACGCAGGUCCGCCGGACGGGACGCAGACACCCACUAGUGUCACUGCUGCAAAGGGUGCUGACACCAUGCCCGGCUCCCGCUCCCAAAGUGAACCACCUAGAGAAAAGAAAAGGCCAGUGUCCCUCCAUGAACAAAAUGGUAAAGGAGGCAUGGGGCGUGGUAGUGGCCGGAGACCUGCUGGGAAGUUGCCAUCUCAGUCAUCCCUGGAUGAGCGAGUGGUUCCUGGGGAAAGAGGAGAGAGACGCUUAGGAGAUGGACGGAGACUGGAAAAGAUCCAUUCUCAGGACUACGAGGACGGAGAUGGGAACCUGGGUCGUGCAGAAACACACCGGAGACACCCAGAGGAUGAGGAGCAGAGGGAGCGCCAGCGCCGCGAGGAGGAGUUCCAGAAUCGUUACCGUAGUGAUCCAAACCUGGCACGAUACCCAGUGAAACCACAGAAAGAGGAGCAGGAGAUGCGCAUGCAUGCUAAGGUGUCCAAGGUCCGCCAUGAACGACGACACAGUGAUCUAGCGAUCAACGAAGUUGGACUGGGACCUGGGGAAGGAAGAGGUGGUGGAAGAGGGGAGGUGCCUGAAAACCGUCUGGUCAGGAGGGGUGGGGGUGGGGAGGGAGACAACAAGACUCUCUUGGAGAACCACCGAGCCUACUCUGUGGAUAGGACCGUGGGGGUUGGAGGGGGAGCUCCACCAGCAGGAGGUGGCGUGAGAUCAGGACCCCAACAUGGGGGACCGGUGCCUCCAGAUUGGGGCUCGAACAAAGGCUGCCUAGAGCCCGGUACAACACGGACACCAAGGGACAAGGGUGGGGAUAACCUGCUGAGGAAGGACUCUCAGAGUUCGGACCAGUCGGAGACUUUGCGGCCGCCCCCUCCACGGUCAUACAAGAGCAAGCGCGGAGUCAACAAGAGGCAGAUGUCCAUCAGCAGCUCAGAGGAGGAAGGCGGCUCCACGCCCGAGUACACCAGCUGUGAGGACGUGGACAUGGAAAGCGUCAGCGAGAAAGGUGACUGGGACUGUCAUUCUCUAGAUCCUACAGUUUGGCAUCAUCCAGUUACAUGGCAACCAUCCAAAGAGGGUGACCACCUAAUCGGACGCAUCACGCUAAGCAAGAGAUCGGCAAUGCCCCGCGAGGCUGGCUCGCUCCUCGGCCUUAAAGUUGUAGGAGGGAAGAUGACAGAAAUGGGAAGACUUGGGGCCUUCAUCACCAAAGUCAAGAAAGGCAGCCUUGCAGAUGUUGUGGGACACCUACGAGCAGGUGACGAGGUGCUGCAGUGGAAUGGGAAGUCGUUGCCAGGAGCAACAAAGAAAGAAGUGUACAACAUUAUCCUUGAAUCCAAGGCUGAACCUCAAGUGGAAAUAGUUGUUUCAAGACCUAUUGGAGACAUCCCAAGAAUCCCAGAGUCAUCCCACCCUCCUCUAGAAUCUACAGGCUCCAGUUCCUUUGAGUCGGCAAAGAUGGAGCGACCCUCUAUAUCAGUGAUGUCCCCUACCAGCCCCGGGACCCUCCGAGACCUUCCUGUGGUACUGCCUGGACAGCUCUCUGUGAAGCUGUGGUAUGACAAAGUGGGCCAUCAAUUGAUCGUCAACGUCCUUCAAGCCAUAGACCUGCCAACCCGACCUGACGGACGACCUCGGAACCCCUAUGUCAAGAUGUACUUCCUGCCUGACAGGAGUGAUAAGAGUAAACGGCGGACUAAAACAGUUAAGAAGAGCGCUGAGCCCAAGUGGAACCAGACCUUCAUAUAUUCCCACGUGCACCGGCGGGACUUCAGAGAACGCAUGUUAGAGAUCACAGUCUGGGACCAGCCCAGAGUCCAGGAGGAGGAGAGUGACUUUUUGGGAGAGAUCCUGAUAGAGUUGGAGACAGCCCUGCUAGACGACAUUCCUCAUUGGUAUAAACUCCAAACACAUGACAUGUCCUCUAUACCUCUGCCCCAGCCUUCCCCGUACCUCCCACGCAGACACGUCCAUGGAGACAGCCCCAGCAAGAAACUACAGAGGUCUCAUCGCAUCAUUGAUACAGAGUUUGAUGAUGGUUUGUUGGUAAUGACUAAAGGUGCAGAGCGUAACUCCAGGGAGAGAGAGCGGGGCAGUACUUUGGCUGUGCCUGAGCAGCAGCGGCCUGUCCAGCACCGCUCCCGCUCAGUAUCUCCUCACAGAGAGGACUCCUGCAGGGCUCGGUCACGGCCCGCACACGUGCCAAUGCAAAGGAGUCUGGAUGAGAUCCACCAGAACCGCCACCACUCCCACUCCCCCUCCCGCUACCACGACUCCCACUUAGAGCACCAACGCUCCGGGGACUCGGACUACGAGUACUCAGAGGACAGUGAGGUCCUGGAGAUGCACAAGUCUAUCCGGGGCGGGAGUGCCGAGUGCCUGCACACAAACAGCUCCACUCUCCCUGCAUGCCUAAAGAGCAAGCCACUCCACAGGCAGGAAGGGGGCAGCACCAUGCCUCGUAGCAUCCUUACACACCGUGUGCUCAGAUUCACUGAUGAGGUCACGGUUAGCGACCUGCAGCCGCCGUUGGACAGAGUGAGGAGUGCCAGCACUACAUGUCUCAGACCAGACACCAACUUUCACUCCCCUGACAGAGACAGGUGCUCCAACUCUUUGCCCCGCAAGACUCCCCCAAUCCCCAGGAUCUUAGUAGAACAUGUGGCCCCUGAGGAAGACAGGCAGUGUAGCAGUUCAUCAAGUCCAAACUGUCACAGGGGCAGUAAAAAAAGCCUGGAGGGGGACAGUCGUAUCCAGCCCACCUCUAUCCUGAGGGGCAGUAGGGGGAGAGGGGGCCCUCUGAGGCCCUUUGGCCAGACAGCCUUGUCUGGGUCCUGCCCAAACUCGCCACGGCUAGACAGAGCACACCCUCAUGGCCCCUCUUCUCCAACGGGCACUCACUCAUCAGGUCGCAGGGGCCGUCAGUUGCCUCAGCUCCCUGCAAAAAGCAGCACCAUAGAGCAAGCCCUUGCAGUAGAGGAGCGAGCCCGACAGCUGCAGAUGAAAGUACAUUCCUACCGGCCUUCAGCCUCCCACGACCCUGAGACGGACCUUAAGACCAAACGGGAGAUGUACGCAGAGCAGAGGCGUAGCAGCGACCAAAUGUCGGCCAGGUCGUCAGACAGUGAUAUGAGCGAUGCGUCGGCUCUCUCCCGCGCCAGCAGUGCCUCCCGCCUCAGUAGCACCAGCUACAUGUCUAUCCAAUCAGAGAGACCCGGGGGACGACUCAGUCGGCAGAUGCGAUCGGUGGGCCGCAGCAUGCUGAAGAGCUCGAGUGUGAGCGGAGAGAUCUACACCCAGGAGCGCACCGACGGCAGCCAAUCAGACACAGCACUGGGCACGGUGGGCGGCGGCAGCAAGAAGAGACGCUCCAGCCUCAGCGCGCGGGUGGUGGCCAUUGUUGGCAACCGCCGGAGCCGCAGCACUUCACAAAUCAGUGGCCCUGAGGGGAAGAGUAAGAAGGAGAAGGGUGCACCUAUCCAGAGGAGCACAGAGACCGGCAUGGCAGUAGAGCUGACCAGGAACAUGAGCCGCCAGCCCAGCAGAGAGUCCAACAACGGCAGCAUGAACAGCUGCAACUCUGAGGGGAAUUUGAUCUUCUCUGGAGUCAAUCUGGGUGCCAGCAGUCAGUUCAGUGAUUUCCUGGAUGGCCUGGGACCGGCUCAGUUAGUGGGGAGGCAAACACUGGCUACGCCUGCAAUAGGUGACAUCCAGAUUGGUAUGAUGGAUAAGAAGGGUCAGCUGGAGGUGGAAGUUAUCAGAGCUCGAGGACUCGUACAAAAGCCAGGAUCCAAAUCCCUCCCUGCUCCAUAUGUCAAGGUCUAUCUGCUGAAUAAUGGAGCGUACGUAGCCAAAAAGAAAACCAAGAUUGCACGGAAAACACUUGACCCGCUGUACCAGCAAGCACUGCUAUUCGAGGAAAGCCCACAGGGUAAAGUCUUACAGGUGAUUGUAUGGGGGGACUACGGACGCAUGGACCAUAAAAGCUUCAUGGGAGUUGCACAAAUCCUAAUGGAGGAACUGGACUUAACAAGCACAGUCAUUGGCUGGUACAAGUUGUUCCCACCGUCGUCCUUGGUGGAUCCCACACUUGCCUCCCUGACGCGGCGGGCUUCCCAGUCGUCGCUCGAUAGCUCCUCCGGACCUCCUGGGGUCCGAUCCUAGUGGACCAACAGCUCUAAACUCAUGAAACGUACUGUAGAGAGAAACAAAAAAAAGAUGGCGGAAUCGUAGAACAACAACAAUCAGAAACAGUCACAACGAGAAAGCUUUGUUGAGAUCUGACAAUCACUCCUGUCGCGGUUCAUUUUGUCUGUUGUAGGGAGCGCCACAUUUCAGUGUUUCAUAUCCAUUCAAAAAAUCUCUUUUGUUUUUCUCUGUGUAUGCUGGAGAAGCAGGGCUGUCGACAUGCAACAAGAGACGAAAAAGUGUCAGAAUCAAAUGAAGCAGGGUGAUUUUUAACUGAAUCAACAAUAGCAAAGAAAUGUACGUAAGCAUUGGAAUGUAUGGACUCGAGACAGAGGUAAUCACCCUCCACACCUGCAGGGGGCGCAGUCCUCUCUGCAGUGGCCUCCUCCAGAACCCCAACAGACUGCUGGCACUCCUGCCCCCACCCGCGUGGGUGCUCAGUCUGGAAGCACAGGGCCUUCUUCUGGUGCCUAGACCUCGGAGCCGCAUCACUGGUCCCUCUCUCUGUCAAAACAUCCUCUUUUCAGUAUGUUUCCCAUGGCUGCUCUGAAGCCGCACUGUUUUCGCGUGUUUGCUUUGUCGUUCAUUUUCUUCCCUUUGUUACUACUGGCACAAAAUGUUUUUACUGUACGUAAAAUGCUCAUGAUAAUGUUGUCAGUCUGGUGUGUGCAUGGAGAGAAAAAACUAAACACAAGAGAUAAAAAAAACUAUUAAAUGUCUGCAAGUGUUAUGCAGGAGGGGAAGGGGGGGGCGACUGGUGAUGAUGACAGCUUAGAUUUUUACACUUGACAGUGAGAUUAGCGUGCAGCGUUGUUUUCCUUGUUCCACCACUGGCAAACGUCCAGGCCAGUCGUCUUUGUAUAGAUGUAUAUUAGGCCUCCCAGGAGGUUGACCAAUAAAUAAAAUUUAUGUCACUUUGAAAUAUCACAAGGGUUCAACAUCACUGUAAAACAAAACUACAAAAAAGUAAAGAGUUUGGGAGUGCAUUCCCUCACCCCAGCACGUUUUUAUCCAACCCUUAGUUUACAUUCUUUUUAAAUUUAAACACAAGCACAAGAGCUUGAUUUUUUUACAACAAAAAGUUUAACUUUUUGAAAAAAACAUGUAGUUAAAAAAAAGAAAAAAAGCAACAACCCCGUCACUGGUUCCAUUCAUUUCUUUGUCUAGUUGUUCGGAAACAGACAAACAGAAGAAGAAGAAUCGCUCACAGUUUCCCUUGUGCAUCUCUGUGAAUGUGAAAGUAACCAAUCAGACUGAUCCGUCGGGACACCAACACCAAUUCUCAUCCUCCGUUCGGCCUGCAGACUCCUCCCACCAGGAAAAAGGCGGGGCCAGCAUGACUUUGGAACCAGUUCCAAGCUGCAUGCACAUUUUUUGUAAAACAAAACCGAUACAGAAAAAAAAGAUACAGAACUAGAUACGUGUGUUAGUUCCACAUACUGUAGGGCCAAUUGUAUGUUGCAUGCAGUUGUACAGUUUGCUCGUACUUGAAUAUUAAAGAGAUAAAACCAAGAAACCGAAGCCAUUCCCAUUACGCAAAGACAUUUGAACUCAACUGCAGUCAUCCCUCAGUCCGGUGCUGAAUGUCUCUCAAACUAAAUCCCAAGAUUACGUUGAUGUCUUUCCUCGACCCUCUGGAAGAUGUACAGUAGUACUGAGCACACCUCACAGCCCCUCUUACUCUCACGCCACAUCAUAGUAUACCUCCAAGGGGCUGGGAUGAAUAAAUAUGUACAAAUCAGAUCCACUUCUAUGGAAAUAUGAAUUAUGUUUAACAUAAUGAUUUCAGAUAUGCCAACACAUGAACUGUUAACGUUAUAUAAAGAAUAAAUGCAGAUGCACAGAGAGUCAUACACUGUAAAUACUCAGCCAUUCACUGGGUUUUCUUUGGGUUCAGUGAUAUUUGCAAAGGGGCCAAGUCUUAUAAUGAGGAGCGAUUAAUACGUCAUUAGGGACCACGCAGCGGGACAACGCAAGACCAUGGACUUGGGUCACAAAGUGGCCGAGCUUAAACUACAGGUGUACCACUGCUCUGAAAGUCUUCGUCUGAACACGUCUUUGUGCUUCACACCCAACGUCUGAACCCCGGCCACGUUCAGUCCCACUUCAGAACAGUUGACUUUUCUUUUCAUCGUCCGGUGAAGCUGGUUUUCCUUUCUUUUUUUUCUUUGUCAGUAUUAACAGGAAAAAAAAUUGCUGAUUGUUUACAACUUCUGUGUUCCACUGAAACAAAAAGAAAAUUAGAAAAAAAGUAAAGCAUUCACUGCAACAUUACUUGUUUGUAUAACAGAUGUGGCUCAAAUGAUGUGUAUGUUUUAUAUUUAAAAAAAAAGUUCAUUUUUAUUAUUUACAAAUAAAAAGAAUGUGUGGAAGA
Molecule: messenger RNA, 7395 nt
Organism: Cottoperca gobio
Lineage: Eukaryota; Metazoa; Chordata; Actinopteri; Perciformes; Bovichtidae
Gene: rims1b
Product: regulating synaptic membrane exocytosis 1b
Exons: 33
Coding region: 225-4997 (1590 amino acids)
Biological process (GO): intracellular protein transport; positive regulation of synaptic transmission; regulation of synaptic vesicle exocytosis
Cellular component (GO): cytoskeleton of presynaptic active zone; presynaptic membrane
Molecular function (GO): small GTPase binding; transmembrane transporter binding
Source: RefSeq, a predicted model, not a curated record